UGAGACUGGUUCAUAGUGAUUUGUGGUGAAUUGUCUCUCAUGGUGAUAUUGUAGCAGACAGAAUUACAUCUGAUGUGAUACUAACAUGUUUACACCUGGUGGUCUCUACAGGCUGCAGGAGUCUGAGUGCCGUCUGCUCCGCCCACAGCCAUGUCAGACGUGAAGCCUCCUCCACCAUGUGACUACUCCUCCGCCUCCUCCACCACCACCGCCGCCUCCGUCGGCUCUCCUGCCGGCUGCGCCUCCCCCCUCCGCCUCGUCAUAGACAUGGAGCCCUGCAUCGCCGACCUCCCGUUGUCCCCUGACCCCCUGUCCUCCUUCCACCGACACAGACCCGGCCUCCCUCACUACCCGGGCCUCCAGGGGCCCCACUUCCCGCUCAUUUCCAGGUGCAACAGCAGCACCCUGCUCACCAACCUGGGGCUGAGGUACUGCUCCAGCAGGCAGGGCCCUCUGGGUCCAGGUCCAGCCCCAGGCCCCUGCGGCUACGCAGGAAGCUACAGGCCCUAUAGGAGCAUGGAGAACCUGAACUGGAACACCGUGGCGGAUCCUGGCCUGUGUGCGUUCGGCGCCGCCCCUUACAGGAGUACGGACAGCGAGUUUAUUUUACGCUACACCUCCACCAGCCACUGGUAUGACGGGCCCCCGGAUGGAUCUAUGAUGGGGGGCCCUGGACUGGUCCCCAACCAAGAGAGCCUGGUGUUUUACCCUCGACAUGUGCUGCCCAGAAAGGACCUGCCGCUUUUCCCCCAGCUGCUGUUUCCGGGCGGCGUCGACGAAUGGGAUGCGAGGAAGGGCCUGAGGGAGAAGCUCCGCCUCCAGAGCGCAAGGUCGUCCGCGGAGCACCUGAAGCACCUGAAGCACCUCCCGCUGCGGCCUCUGUCGACCCCCCCAGCUGCCGCGUCCAUGGACGACGUGAGUUCCACCGCCGCCGCGUCCAGGCCGCCGAGCUCCACGCGCAUCACCAGCCACGAGGAGAUCAAGCAGGAGGUCCUGAGGCGCCUGCAGCUUCGGCGGCAGAACAGCAGCCCCAACCUGGCUCUCCACUGCUCCCUGUCCAGCCCGGAGGUGGUGAAGACGUCCUACACAACGGACAACAUCGCAGGGACCAGGAGGAGAUCGGAUUCUGCGUCCGAGCGCCGCAGACCUCCCGUGGGACGCCUCCACAUCCCCACGUUCGAGGAGUUUAAAAUGAUGAGGCAGAAGGAGGGAGACCAGGAGUCCACAGCCGGUUCUGUGAGAGCUGGAAGAUCUGAAGGAGCAGGAGCAUCAGACGUUAAGAGUCCUCCUUCUGGUGGAGGAUACAGAAAAAAGGACUCGGAGGAGGUGCAAGGAGAGCCGAGCAGCACCGCAGCUCCCACCUCCGUCACCACAUACACUCCCAUCUGCACGGGCCCGAGAAGGAGGAGCAGUCUGGAACCGGCCGGGUCAGUUCCCUUCCCGCCCAGCAGGGAGAACUGGAGUCGGCCCUCCAGCUGCUGCCCGGCGCUCCUCCUGGAGGGGACGGACCUGUCCAGCUACGGAGCCAAGAUCUACAAGAUGAAAGACGGCCUCAUCGGGUCGGCUCUGGACCUCAUCAAGAAGAGCUGCAGUGCAGAGAUCUCCUCCGAGGCCCCCGUCAGGCUGUCAGGUGACCAGGACGGAGGCCGUGACGACAUCACCGCCGCCCCCUCGGCCGACUGUCAGCCCUCCGCCGUUGCCAUGGCAACGUCGGCAACGGCCUGCAGAGCCGAGGCUGACGACGACAACGAGACGCCUGCAGGAGGAGGAGGAGGAAGAGGAGGAAGAGAAGGAGGAAGAGAGGAAGCAGGAGAAUGCCACGCCGGUCUGGGCUGCCGGCGCUCCAGCUCGGACGCCGCCUACGAGCUGGCUGAGACGGUGAGGGCGCAGCGAGAGUGCCGUCUGCGGCCCCACUACAGCGACCCCAUGCCGGCCGACGCCUCCAAGCGCAAACAGCUGGAGAUGAAGAUCGCAGCGGCCGCACGACUCCAUGGACACCGGCGAGACCGGGACCGAGACCGAGACAGCGCUCCAGCAGCCCUUCGUGGUCGCUCUGAGCCGCCCGGCGAGGAGCGCCAGGCGGGUCUGGGCGUGACGCGGUCCGGGCAGCACCGCUGGAGCACCAUCAGCAGCCUGAGCGUGGACAGCGGCGUGGUGGGCCUCAGCGACGAGCGGGACGAGGAGGACAGCAAGCCUCGCCGUUACCGCCGGUGCCGGGGAUCCGAGGUGGAGCGGGUGGACAGCGGCAUCGGACCCGGUCUGUCCCGCACCUGGAAGAGACCGUCGGCCUCCCUCCGAGCCUGGGAGGCCCAGAGACCCUGUCCGGACUGCGGGCUCAGGGACGGCGCCUCCAAAGAGCGAGGGGAGCGCAUGUGUGAACGUUGCUCCAAGCUGCGCACCGAGCGUAAGGAAGCCAUCCUGGAGUUCCUGAACACGGAGUCGAGCUACGGCGAGGACCUGCGGAUCAUCAAGGACGAGUUCUACAGUCCGAUGCAGAGCGCCGGGCUGCUGACGGCAGAGCACCUCGUCGUGGUCUUCAGCAACGUUCAGGAGCUCAUUGACGUAAACGACCGCUUCACUGAACACCUGCAGGACAGCAUCGACCAGGCCUUCGACCAGGGAGAUGAAGAUCUGCUCACGGUGUACAUCGGAGAGAUCUUUCUGGAGUUCGUGAACAUGCUGCCGGCCUUCCAGACCUACUGCCUGCAGCAGUCCACCUCGGUCAACAUGCUCAACACGCUGGAGAAGGAGAAAGAGCUGCUCAGAAUCUUCCUGGACGUUUCCCAGAAUGACAACACGGCACUGCGGCGCAUGAACUUGCGCUCCUUCCUCAUGGCGCCCCUCCAGCGGGUCACCAAAUACCCGCUCCUGCUGAGCCGCAUCAUCAAGGUCACUCCAGAGUGCCACCCGGACUACGCGCGUCUCCGCGAGGCCAAGAGUCGGGUGGAAUCCCAUCUGGAGCACAUCAACAUGAAGACCAAGCAGGAGGGCAACGGCGUCACCUGGUCCCUGCGCUCGUUCCGCCGCGACAGCCGCAAAAACCGGGAGGUCAUCAACAUCGAGAUGCGAGAGGUGUCGAUGAAGACGGUGGGCUGGGCGAGAGAAAACACGCGGUUCGUCAUGGAGGGACCCCUCCAGUUGUCCCAGCCAGCGGACGGUCAGUGGGUGAAGAAGGGCAGCAAGGCCCUCAAGUUCCAGAACGUCCAGAGUCUGCUGAUGGUGAGGAUACAGCGGGCCGGCGAAGCCCCGGGACAGGGCACCGACGUGGGGGCUCAGGGAGAAGGUGGCGGGGACAGCAUUCGAGACGGAGUUCUGGUUCUGAUCAAGGACAAAAGCAGCGGGAAGUUCACUGUGCUCAGAGAGCCCAUCCGCCUGGGAAAUUGUGUGGUGUCCACAGAUCCGGACUGCGAGGACACGUUUGAGGUGCUCGACAUCCGGCGGGAGUCUUUCGUUUUACGCGCCUCGGACAAAUCCCGCACGCAGCAGUGGUUCCAUCAGAUUAAGAGAUACACUCGAGACUUGGGCACCUGGAGGAAAAGACGCAAUGCUUUGCCCAACAUCAUGAUCAACACAAACCAGACCCGCUCCUGAGACUAACCACUGUCACACUGUAAAUAACCUGCAAAACUAAGCUGACAACGAGAAGCAUUUCUGAGUGACGCUGCUGUUAAAACCAUAGAAGUAGAGUGGAAGUAGAACGGACAAUCACAUUCAAAUCAACGCAGCGGACAUUUUUUAUGUGUACCGUUGCAGCGGGCUACAUUAGUAAAAACUAAACAGACUUACGGCAAGUCGCAGACUCACUAGGUGAGGUUUAGUAGUAAUGACUAAAACGGGUAACGUUAUGAAGCGUAGAGAGCAAAAGUUAACUUUAUGCUUCAUCCACACACUCUGGAAGCGAAGUAAAGCUAAUUUCUGUAACCAGUGUAGCAUUAAAGCAUGGUGGAAAUAGCAAGCUAGCUAACUUAACUAGCCAGCCGCUGAAUUAGUAAAAAGUUUAAGAACUAAAUGCCUCAUCCAUGCACUCUUGUCACAGCGUAGGAAAGAUCAUUGCUAUUACCAGAUUAGCGAUAACCAGUGUAGCAUGAUAGCAUUGCUUUUCCACCAUGCUUUAAUUCUGUACUGGUUUUCAGAAAAUAAGCCAUACGGCGGGCUGGUGGCAAGCAGCUGUGCUGGGUCUAACCGUCCUGCUGCUACGGAAAAAGACAAGCCAGCUAGUUAACUAGCGUACAGCUGGCUAGUAAGCGAGCUAGCUUGCUAAUUCCACCAUGCUUUAAUGCUGCACUGGUUACAGAAAAUGAUCUGAGCGGUAUUAGGGUCUAACAUUUCCUCCGCCUCACUCCCAAACACCCCGGAGAUGGACAAGCUAAUGUUACUUAGCUAACUAAUCAGCCGUCCGUCUACGGCCCCACUGACGUGGGUUGUCACCAUGACAAUCGCCAUUUUCUUUUGAACCACGAAAAAAGACUUUAAUGUCCGUUCUGCUCCUAUUCUAUUUCUAUGAUUUAAAAUAUUUCUCUCGUGAGACAAAGAUACAGCACUUUUUUUUCUUACAAAGCUAUAAGUGCGCCAUACUGUCAUGAAGUUACGUACGAAGACCGAAGUCGUUAGAAGAAAAUAUUAAAGAUUCCUGGACAACCAAAAAAAAAACUUGGGCCGAGCUCGUCGGCCUUGAUUGUAAAAGACUCGUUUGGAGACGACGAGCUGUGUCUUCAGUAUAGACGGUGUGUCUGUUGAAGAGCAUUACUGAAACAUGGCUGACUGCAAAAGAAAAAGAAAAAUUGUAUUGUAAUUAAUUUCUUUUUAUACGAGACUGAGGGGUUUGGUCGGUCCAGAUGCUUGUUCAGUGGUUUCUGUUUGUUGUCACUGCCCUCUGCUGGACGUUGGCGGUGCAGCAACCUUCACUGCCACAGAUGCAGUCGAGCCGACUUCCUGUUAUCACUGUGUUUAAAAUAAGAAACCCACAUGACAGCAAUAAUCUCUGCCAGCUCCAACAGACGUAGCUACCGUACACGCAUUUCAUUUCCCAGAGUUCCAUGCGGAAGAUUCAAUCAAAGCUUCCUGACAACGAAGGAAUCGGGAGUUCAGAUAAUCGUAUCGUGCCGUGAAAGCAAGUUUGCAGUCCACCUCCUUUAACUGUAGCCAUCACGGCACACAGGUGAAAGUCCAACACGACAGUUUCCUCCUCAGUGUGUCUUGAGUGCGGAGUUUUUCAACCUCUGGUUCGGGAGCUCAUGUGGGGUCGCACAGAGCGGACCAUGGGACAGAACUAAUGAUAAGUUUGAUUGAUUUUACAAGGCUGCAACAUACUGUUUUGGAUUUAUCUGAUUAAUGUUUGAUCUGCAAAAUGUCUCCAAUCCCGAGACCUUAAGAAAAGUUUUCUAAUGUUUGGUUUUGUUAGACUGAAAGUCCAAAAUCCAGUUAUUUAAUUUACUACUAUAUAAAAAGCAACAUUUGAGAAACAGGAAGCAAGACAUUUAUGAUGUAAACAAUUAUCUAAAUUGUUGUUUCAAUCAACAAACCUGUUUAAAAUAAAGAAUUAAGUAAAUUAAGACUUUCUAUAGAAUCCGUCUUCACGUGACUCCGAACCUGUAAAACAUGAAAUCUCUCCGUCUGCUAGUUUAAGGUUGAGUUACUGUCAGUUACUUGAGCUCUAAACAAAGCGUCGGUCUGAACUGUGUCAUGUGACGCAGCGACGAGCUGCUGUGCCUUGGUACUCGAUUACUGUUACGCUAAUUCAUCACUGCAGCCCGUCACCGUAGCAUCAAACAGACCGGACUCGCAUCAGUCCACAGGCAAUAUAAUCACAUGUUCUAGCUCUUACUGUAGUGUGCUGUUAUUAUUUAUGAAGGCGUUAUUUUAUUUGAAUGCACUUUAUGAUUCUCCUGUGGAGCUGCUGGUUGAACUUGAUUCUUCCUCCUAGAAUGAUCUAAAUGUCCGCCGGUCAUCAAACCAAAACCAGUUUUCAGUUUGAGAAGAAGCAGCAGAUCACCGACUCCACACCGACAAACUCACGGUUUCUUUGUUCUCAUUUGCAUUGUGGAAGACCUGCUGUAUUAUCUCUCCCCUGAUGUAAUAUAUUGUGAAUUAUAUUAAAAAGAUUUUAAACACGA
Messenger RNA from Anarrhichthys ocellatus (wolf-eel), 6113 nucleotides. RefSeq names its product Rho guanine nucleotide exchange factor 49 (gene arhgef49). NCBI's taxonomy places the organism in Eukaryota, Metazoa, Chordata, Actinopteri, Perciformes, Anarhichadidae. Gene Ontology annotation, biological process: positive regulation of Rho protein signal transduction. The record is from RefSeq and is a predicted model, not a curated record. Gene Ontology annotation, molecular function: guanyl-nucleotide exchange factor activity. Bases 151 to 3591 code for a protein of 1146 amino acids. The transcript has 6 exons.